Molecule: messenger RNA, 975 nt
Organism: Solea senegalensis (Senegalese sole)
Lineage: Eukaryota; Metazoa; Chordata; Actinopteri; Pleuronectiformes; Soleidae
Gene: igldcp
Product: galectin 17
Exons: 7
Coding region: 11-862 (283 amino acids)
Biological process (GO): positive regulation of ERK1 and ERK2 cascade; interleukin-15-mediated signaling pathway; T cell activation
Cellular component (GO): membrane raft; external side of plasma membrane
Molecular function (GO): MHC class II protein binding; protein tyrosine kinase binding
Source: RefSeq, a predicted model, not a curated record
CCGGAAGUACAUGGGAACGGCACUGAAGAAGAGUGGAGGGAUAGAGAGAAGCACAGAGGACAACAUGAGGUUCACGGCUCACGCUGCGUGUUUGCUGAUCAGCUGUUUGCUUCACUCCUCCCUCUCCUCUGCCACUCGCUUCCUCGCUGUCUCCUGCACCGUGGGUGAGCAGGCGCUCCUUCCCUGUUGGUGGAAAAGUGUCCUGAAGGACGUGGACCCGUCCCCUCCUCACAUCCAGUGGAGGACCAUCACGGCGGAGAUGGUCUUUGAACAGUGGGGGGUCCGGCAGUGGCAGGCGAACGAGUACAAAGACCGGGUCCAGGUCCCUGAGGAGCUUCUGGACUCUGGAGACUGCUCUCUGGUCAUCAGAGACGUCCAGAUGGACGACACGGGGAAGUACGAAAGCUUCAUGAUGGUGGACAGAGACAGGUCCAGAAAGACCCGGGUCUUCAUUCAGGGCGUCAAACUGUCUGUGACGAACCACAAAUCCCAUGAGACUCGGCGUGUGGGUGGCGACCUGGUCCUGGAUCUGCGAACCCGACUUUCUGAGCGAGUCGUCUUCCAGAGCAGAGAGAACAGCUCAGCGUGGACGGACGUGUGGAUGAGGAACGAUAAGGACGGCCAGCGUCUGGAAAAACAUCCCAUAAAAGAACAGCUGACCAUCAAGAACCUGAAGAGCUCGGACGCAGGAACGUACCAAGUCCUAGACGAGCACGGCCGCGCCAUUAGCAGCGUGCGGCUCUCUGUGGAGGGAUUCAGUGAAACGGACGUUUUCAGAGACGCCGGCGUCAGAAGCAGCAGCGCGUCGCUCCUCGUCUGCUUCGCUCUGGUCGCCAGUUUCCACGUCCAGCUUCAGUCCUGAGACUCAGACCAGGAAACGCUGACUCAUCAUUCCUCCAGACGGAGUCUCGUGGUCUUAAUGUGCUAAAGGAGCUAGCGGUCUUCGGUGGUCUCCUUACUACGGUUCGGGGUUCU